This is a messenger RNA of Vicia villosa (hairy vetch), 474 nucleotides long. Its product is annotated as pathogenesis-related protein 1-like. Gene Ontology annotation, cellular component: extracellular region. Lineage: Eukaryota; Viridiplantae; Streptophyta; Magnoliopsida; Fabales; Fabaceae. The transcript is spliced from 2 exons. The record is from RefSeq and is a predicted model, not a curated record. The annotation marks the transcript as partial.
AUUUCGUUAGCUUCGAUUCUUCUCUUGUCCCUUGUUAUGGUUCAUGCUGCACAUGCACAAGACCAUAUAACCGAAUAUGUGAACCCUCAUAACGUAGCAAGAUCUGAGGUAGGUGUUCCAAAUAUUGUUUGGAACGAGAAUGUCGUUGCUUUUGCCCAAGCUUAUGCUAAUCAACACAAAGAUUGUCAACUGAUCCACUCCGGCGGUGGUGGCCUUUACGGAGAGAAUCUCGCGACUAGCACCGGUGGCAAAUUCAAUGGCACACGUGCAGUGAAUUUGUGGGUGAAAGAGAAACCCUACUAUGAUUAUAAUAGUAACUCUUGUGUUGGUGGUAGGUGUGGCCAUUAUACUCAGGUUAUUUGGAGAAACUCAACAAAUCUUGGAUGUGCCAAAGUUAGAUGUGAGAAUGGAGGAACAUUCGUUACUUGCAACUACUAUCCACCUGGAAACUAUGGUAGCCAGAGACCAUACUGA